Molecule: messenger RNA, 774 nt
Organism: Manihot esculenta (cassava)
Lineage: Eukaryota; Viridiplantae; Streptophyta; Magnoliopsida; Malpighiales; Euphorbiaceae
Exons: 3
Coding region: 1-774 (257 amino acids)
Source: RefSeq, a predicted model, not a curated record
AUGUGUGAAAUCAGAAAAGGGAAGACAAAGAAUCUAGCUACACCAGAUUUUAUUUUGAGGAAGUGGCAGGAAACUUGGAACACUUCUGAAUAUAAAGAAAAGUAUGACAAGUUUUCUACAAAUAGGCAUAGUGAGGCUGGAGGGGCAGGAUCUGGCAUUUCCAGACACGCUUGUGGAUCAGUUUCAAAAUAUACCCAUCAACAAAGGAUGAGAGAAAGAUUAAGAAGAGAAUCAUAUCCUCAUGAGCUUUUCGAGGCCACACAUAAGAGAAAGGGGACGGAGGAGUUUGUUGAUGCUAGGGCAAAAGCUAUUUAUGAGGCAGCAACACAACAACAGGAGGGAAGCAGUAAGCUGACACCCAUAAAUGAGGCCCAACUUUACUACGAGGCAGUUGGCGGGCAAAAAAAGAGUCGAUUUUAUAGAUUAGGGUCUCAGGCUUCUGCAUAUUUUCAUGAAUCAUCACAUUGUUCUGCUUCAUACAUGUCUGCACCCCGAAUGGAUCCUCCUACCAUUGAAGCAAUGAACAGGAUGCAUAAUAAAAUUGAUCGGCUAGAGACAGAGAAUAGUCGACUUAACACAGUGGUGGAGGAGUUGCAGGUGUUUAUGCAUAGGAUGAUGGCACAACAGGGUGUUGAGACAUCCACUCAGACAUCUGCUCCUCUGGCACCUCCAGCUCCGUCUCCACAACAGCAGCAUGAUGAUGCCCCUGUCAUUGGUGAUCAUCAUACAGACAGUGAUGAUGAUACAGAUAAUGAGUUUGCUAGUUUAAUUUAG